UUGUUGCAACAAUUGCUUUUGGAAUGGGGAUUGACAAGUCAAAUGUCCGAAGAAUCAUCCAUUAUGGUUGGCCACAGAGUUUGGAGGCAUACUAUCAAGAAGCAGGUCGAGCUGGCAGGGAUGGGAAAUUAGCAGAUUGCACUCUAUAUGCAAACCUAACACGUGUACCGUCACUCUUGCCAAGUAAAAGAAGUGAAGAUCAGACAAAACAAGCAUAUAAGAUGCUAUCUGAUUGCUUCAGAUAUGGGAUGAAUACUUCAUGCUGUCGGGCUAAGAUACUUGUGGAGUACUUCGGAGAGGAUUUUAGUUGUGAUGCAUGUCUCUUGUGUGAUCUGUGCACUGAUGGAGUUCCUCAAAUGCAGAAUUUGAAAGAGGAGGCGGAUCUUUUAGUACGGGUUAUUGCUACUAAUUGUGGGAGCACUUUCAUGGAUGACUCAUAUGAUGAUACUACAUGCACUGACAUUAAGCAACGGAGAUCUAUGGAAAUGUUGAAUCUCAGAGCGUAUGUCAGCAAAAUAAGGGAGCUGUGUCAAAAAUUUGUGACAACUGAUCUGCUAUGGUGGCGAGGUCUUGCACGAAUUCUGGAAGGUAAAGGGUACAUCCAAGAGGCAGAUGACAAGAUUCAUGUUCAGAUAAAAUUCCCAGAGCCAACAAAAUUAGGACUGGAGUUUCUGAGAUCUAAAGGGGAUGAAACUUUCGAUGUUUAUCCUGAAGCAGAUAUGCUGCUCUCAAUGAACAAGUGCACAUCUUAUUCAACUUUCACAGAAUGGGGAAAGGGCUGGGCAGAUCCUGAGAUUCGUCGUCAGCGCUUAGAAAGGAUGCGACAAAAUCCAGAUGGGUCCCGUGGUAAACAGAAGCAACGAAAGUCCCGGAUGUCAAGAAAGUCACGGAGUAGAAAAUCAAAUAAAAACAACUCAGAUUUGAGAACUGUCAGAGGUAGAAUAGAAGCAAAACUCUCAAAAUACAAAUGACAGAUCAAGGUCAUUGAAUUAAUGAAAAUGCAUAUGUAUUGAAUAUGUGAUUUGGUUGUUUUGAUAAUUCAAUAUCAAAGAUUGAAAGUUAAAAGAGAAGAAUGUAUUUUUUUUUACUAUAAAAGAGUUUUGUAUGUAGGUCUUGUAGUAGAGUAGUGCAUACCAAGAUUGUAAUCAAUUACAGAACCUGAUUCAUUUGUAGUUUUUAGGGACAGGAGGUGAAAUAAGGGUGCUUUUAAUUCCAUGGUUUAUAUAUCCAAAAAAAUAGAGAAAAAAAUUGUGCAAAGAAAACAAUUAUACUGCAAAAGAUUUGUUGCACAUGGUGAUCUUUGAAAUCAUUACCACGGCAUGGGAGGCUCUCAGUGACAAGUUGAGUCGAGAAGUGUAUGAUGUUGGUGCUGGUCUGUUGCGUUUGCUGAGCAAACAACAAGAGACUAGAAAGGUUGAGAGCAAGACGUUGGAGUUAUUGGAAAGAAAAGAUGUGCAUCCGAUCGAGGACAUGAGUAGAAGAAACCGUGCCAAAAGGAUCACCUAAGGCUAAGGUUGGCUUGGCUACGAUGUAUAUGAUGUUUUUGUGGGUACAAAAGAAACAAUUUCUUGAUUUCUUGCUAUGUAGAAGAUUUGUUCUUUCUUGUUUUCUUGCUAUCUAUAUGUAUAGAAUAUUGAUAGGACUUUCUUUUCUUUUGGUUUUGAGGUUGGCUAGGGUUUGAUAGAAAGGAAAUAAGCAUGGAAAAAGAGAUAAGGAUUGGUAGUUGGUGAAUCAGAUUGGAAGUACAAAUUUGUCUUA
Molecule: messenger RNA, 1758 nt
Organism: Quercus lobata
Lineage: Eukaryota; Viridiplantae; Streptophyta; Magnoliopsida; Fagales; Fagaceae
Product: ATP-dependent DNA helicase Q-like SIM
Exons: 8
Coding region: 24-971 (315 amino acids)
Biological process (GO): double-strand break repair via homologous recombination
Cellular component (GO): chromosome; cytoplasm; nucleus
Molecular function (GO): 3'-5' DNA helicase activity; four-way junction helicase activity
Source: RefSeq, a predicted model, not a curated record